UCCCACCCCCACACUCCUCCUUCCUUCAGUUCCCCCUUCCUUCCCUUCCUUUUGCCCCCCUGCCUUCCAACCAUCCAAGAAAACACCAACCCACAACCCAAGAACGCGACAAGAAGCUGGGGGUACUACCACACCAAAAUCUGCAUACGGACAGAUUAGUUCGGGUUAACUCUCCCCGCAAGUGCUGGCGUCCAUGGAGAGGGAAGGGGGGGCCAAGGUCGAGAGGAAGGCCGGAAGAGGGGGCGAUGGUAGGACCGCUGGUAGUAAUGGCGGCGGCGGCGGCGGCGGCAGUGGCGGGAAUGGGAGGUGGAAGUGGAGCGGAGUUUACGGUAGCGGUGGUGGUGGCGGCGGCCACCGACAGUACCCGAUCAUCCAGGCCUACCCGGCGCUCCUGCCCCUGCCUAUAAACUCCGGCCGCGCGCAUAAUAACGGAGCGGCCGCGCUGCCCCUUCCGCCUCCUGUGCUGCUGUACCUGCAGCAGCCGCCGCCGCUGCACCUGCUCCCCGCGGCCGCCACGUGCUACGGGAAACCCAUGGCCGGCGCGGCGCAGAGGGGGCCAAUGUGGACGCACAGGCCAUCCAAGAAGCCCCCGCCGCCCCCGCACGCCGUCACCGCCGCGCUCCUGCCGCUCCCGCAGGAUGCCAAGCCGUUUCCCCACAAAAAGUUCUCCAUACAUGAGAAGAAGACAUCUGAUGUUGGAAUGGAUCAUGUAAACGGCCAUCAUAGGCUCUCAAGCAAUCACCAAAGAAGUCCCAUUGCGCGGAGACCAGACAACGGUGGGAUUGAGGGGGCUGUGAUUCCUCUUUCUGCGAAUUAUUUCAUUGUUCGGUUCAAUCCGGAUCAAAAGAUUUUCCAGUACGAUAUUGACAUAACCCCGCAUCCAUCGAAGGAAACAGCAAGAAUGAUCAAGAACAAGCUUGUUCAAGAAAAUUCAAGUGUUCUCUCAGGUGCGCUGCCGGCCUUUGAUGGCCGCAGGGACCUUUAUAGUCCUAUUGAGUUUCAGGAGAACAAGGCUGAGUUCUUCGUCAAUCUCCCAGUUGCAUCAACACGAUGUCCAGUAGAUAAAAAGAAUGGCCACAUGCUUGACAAACAGAAUUUUAAAGUUUUCAAGGUGAACAUUCGAUUGGUUUCGAAGCUAAGUGGUGAGGACUUGAAUAAGUAUUUGACCGAAGACAAGGAUGGCAUUUCACUCCCUCAAGAUUACCUCCAUGCGCUGGAAGUCAUCUUACGAGAAGGUGCUAUGGAAAGUUCCGUUCUAGUAGGCCGGUCUUUGUAUCCACGUUCUAUGGUAGAAGCAAGGGAGAUUGGUGGUGGGGCUGUUGGAUUAAGAGGUUUCUUUCAGAGCCUGAGGCCAACCAAGCAAGGUCUUGCCCUUAAUGUUGACCUCUCACUCACAGCAUUCCACGAGAGCACGGGCAUGAUUGUGUACUUGCAGAAGCGCUUUGAGUUCUUGAAGGACCUUCCGCAUCAAAAAACUAGGGCUUUGUCAGAAGAGGAGCGGAGAGAGGUGGAAAAAGCAUUGAAAAACAUUCAAGUUCGUGUAUGCCAUCGUGAGACCGACCAAAGGUACCAUGUGCAUAGCUUGACCAAGGAAACAACCGAAAACCUCAAGUUUCGAGAUCGAAGUACCAAAGAUCUUAUGGUGGUGGAUUACUUCAAGGAGCAAUAUAACCAUGAUAUACAGUUCAGGAACAUGCCAUGCUUGCAGAUUGGUAGGAGCAAACCAUGUUAUGUGCCAAUGGAGCUUUGUGUAGUUUGUGAGGGUCAGAAGUUCCUUGGCAAGCUCUCAGAUGAACAAACCUCCAAGGUUCUCAGAAUGGGGUGCCAAAGACCAAGUGAAAGGAAGGGAAUCAUAAAGGGCAUUGUCGAAGAAGAAUUUGGUGCUGGAAGUAAUUCUUACGCGGACCAAUUCAACCUCCAAGUGUCAAAGGACAUGACACAACUCUCUGGGAGGGUUCUCCUGCCACCAAGACUCAAGUUUGGUAGUGGAGGGCGCAUUACGGAUAUGACGCCACACCGAUUUGAUCGUCAAUGGAGUUUGCUGGACAGUCAUGUUACUGAUGGCUCCAAGAUUAAAAACUGGGCUUUGAUAAGCUUUGGUGGUACCCCGGAGCAGCACUCCUGUAUCCCAAAGUUUGUCAACCAGCUAUCAAGUCGGUGUGAGCAGCUUGGGAUUCUUCUAAACAAGCAACCCGUCAUCAGCCCAUUGUUUGAGCGGAUUCAAGUUCUCAACAAUCCUGGCAUUUUGGAGAGUAAACUCGGGAAAAUUCAAGAAGCUGCAUCAGGCAACCUGCAGCUACUAAUCUGUGUCAUGGAACGGAGGCACCGUGGCUAUGCUGACCUGAAGCGGAUUGCUGAAACAUCCAUUGGUGUUGUGACACAGUGCUGCCUUUAUCCCAACUUAAGCAAGCUGACGGUGCAGUUCGUGGCCAAUUUAGCCCUGAAGAUGAAUGCUAAGCUUGGUGGAUGCAAUGUUUCCCUCUACAACAGCCUUCCUUGCCAAAUUCCUAGAAUGUUUUCAGAUGAGGAGCCAGUGAUGUUCAUGGGUGCUGAUGUCACACACCCUCAUCCACUCGACGACUCGAGCCCAUCGGUGGUCGCCGUAGUCGCGAGCAUGAAUUGGCCUGCGGCGAACAAGUACAUCUCCAGGAUGAGGUCACAAACGCACCGGAAAGAAAUAAUCGAACACCUGGAUGUGAUGGCUGGUGAACUGCUUGAAGAGUUCCUGAAGGAAGUUGGCAAGCUCCCGGGUAGAAUCAUAUUCUUCCGGGACGGUGUGAGCGAGACGCAGUUUGACAAGGUCCUCAAGGAGGAGAUGCAUGCCCUGCGAGUGGCCUGCUCGAGGUACCCAGGCUACAAGCCCUUGACCACGUUCGUCGUGGUUCAGAAGAGGCACCACACCAGGCUCUUCCACAGGGAGAAGAACGGUGGCUCCACACACUUUUCGGAUCAGAACAUACCGCCGGGGACGGUCGUCGACACGGUGAUCACGCACCCGAGGGAAUUCGACUUCUACCUGUGCAGCCACUGGGGCACCAAGGGGACGAGCCGUCCAACUCAUUACCACAUCCUGUUGGACGAGAACAAGUUCCAGUCCGACGAGGUGCAGCAGCUGAUACACAAUCUUUGCUACACUUUCGUGCGGUGCACCAGGCCGGUGUCCCUUGUGCCCCCGGCGUACUAUGCGCAUCUCGCCGCGUAUAGGGGCAGGCUGUACCUUGAGAGGUCAGAUUCGGUGGCCACCAGCUGCACAACGCUGUACAGAUCAACCCCAUUGCAGACGACGCCUCUGCCCAAGCUCACUGACAGUGUGAAAAGGCUCAUGUUCUACUGCUGAUGCCCUGCUCUGUCCCUUGGAUCUCGUGGCAUUUUGCAUGUUUUCUGCUUCUGCAGUGUAAUCUGUAUCUACCCGAAUUUAUUUAGGGAAACAUGUAUAGUGUGUCCCUGGACAACGAUCAUGCGCAUGUCAGUAGCAUCUUACAGUGGUUGGGUGUUGGUGCUUGGUUGCACUAUGCAAAAUUCUGAUACCAAA
This is a messenger RNA of Hordeum vulgare subsp. vulgare (domesticated barley), 3532 nucleotides long. Its product is annotated as protein argonaute 7. The coding region runs from base 194 to 3337 and encodes 1047 amino acids. Gene Ontology annotation, biological process: regulatory ncRNA-mediated post-transcriptional gene silencing. The record is from RefSeq and is a predicted model, not a curated record. The transcript has 3 exons. Gene Ontology annotation, molecular function: RNA binding; protein binding. Gene Ontology annotation, cellular component: cytoplasm. Lineage: Eukaryota; Viridiplantae; Streptophyta; Magnoliopsida; Poales; Poaceae.